AUGGAAAUCUCAACUAUACUUAUGUCUCUUCCUUUAGGUGUAACUUUUGUUGUCACUGGCCUUUUCAUUAAUCUCAUCCAAGCAGCUUUGUAUCUGACCAUAAGGCCUAUAUCAAAAAAUACAUUCAGAAAAAUCAAUGGUGCAAUUGCAGAAAUUCUAUGGUUACAGAUUUUGUGUCUUAUGGAGUGGUGGGCUGGCAUUGAGGUUAAACUGUACACUGAUUUGAAGACCUAUCAUUUGAUGGGUAAAGAACAUGCUGUUUUAAUGUCAAAUCACAUAUCAGACAUGGAUACAUACAUUUUGUGGAUUUUAGCUCAGCGCUCGGGUUGUCUUCGUAGUGCUCUGACAGUCGUAAAAAAAUCUUCGAAAUAUCUUCCGAUUGUUGGAUGGGCAAGUUGGUUUUUUGGGUUUGUGUUCUUGGAAAGGAGCUGGGCUAAAGAUGAAGGCUACUUGAAGACAAGUUUGGAAGAACUAAAGGAUUUUCCUAUGCCUUUUUGGUUGACAAUUUUCGUAGAAGGGACGCGUCUUACUCCCGAUAAGCUGUUAGCAUCUCAAGAAUUCGCUAUUUCGAAAGGAUUGCUUAUUCAAGAGAAUGUUCUAAUUCCUCGUACCAAAGGUUUUAUCGCAACAAUUCAGUGUUUACGCUCAUUUGUCUCUACAAUUUAUGAUGUUACAAUUGUUGUUCCGAAAACUCAUCCAAUUCCAUCCUUGCUUAGAACUUUAAGGAGACAACCGUGGGUGGUUAAGGUACACAUCACACGGUAUUCGUUUAAUGAAUUGUCUGAAUCAGAAAAUGAAAUUGCCAAGUGGUGCAAAGAUAAAUUUAUAUUUAAGGUUGUGAUCUCAUGUUCCUGUGUCGUCACACUUGGUGGGUGGAUUCUGUGUCAUAAGUUUGGCAAAGGGCAUGUCUUUUUAGGAGCAAUUUUGGCCAUUGUUGCAGUCACAAUUCACAUUUUCAUUGAGUACACGAAAUUGCCACAGCAGAUUCGAGAAAUAUAG
Molecule: messenger RNA, 999 nt
Organism: Carica papaya (papaya)
Lineage: Eukaryota; Viridiplantae; Streptophyta; Magnoliopsida; Brassicales; Caricaceae
Source: RefSeq, a predicted model, not a curated record